AUGAGACGGAAGUUUGGCCAACCAUUCCCAACGUUGUAUUUCAAAGAUGGUAUCCUUUCAAUACCUGGGUAUACAUUGGAAAAAGCUUAUCCUUGGCAAGACACUGGAAGCAUGACUCUUCUUGCCGAAGGGAAUAACCUCAAGGACGGUUCAAAUGUACUGGCCAAAAUCGCACCUGCUCAGUCCAAUGGUUCCAUGUGCUUGGAGAGGGAAGCCCAUAUCUUAGGACGGAUGUCAAGCUCUACUAAUAGUUACAGUUCGGUUUUGCGGGUGAUUGAUUUUUUUAAGAUUCCCCGAGACGAUGGCGAUUGUGUCGUCCUUCUCCUCGUCCACCCUGGUCUCAAUCUUCUGGGACAUUAUCUACCUCCCUUAAAGAUCAACGACCUUCUUUUAGCCGAUAUAUCUCGUGUGAGACCUGUUUCUACGCAUGGCGAUGUGCAUAUGAUGGGGAUCGAAGAACAUGACAUGGCGGAAGAAGUGGAGGCUCUCGACAUUAUGGAUCUUGCUUCAUUUCUAGAAGACAUUACACAAGUUGAGGCAGAACUUAACAAAUUGUUUACUGGGCUAACUCGAUUGAACAGAGCUGGCGUCAUUCACCGUGAAGUUCGUGCCAAUGCUUUCCAUCUAAAUUCUCACUCUGGGAUGGUGAGACUCGUCCAUUUUGGCAAUCGAGCGAUAUCCUUGGAAAACUUUGGCUCCCCCUCCUCCCUCGUCUUGCGCGCUCAUGAAGAAGCAGAAAAACUGAAGGUGAAGGAGGCAUUGUGCUAUCUAGCGCCUGAACAGACCGGCAGCAUCGAAACGAUGGCUCAGGAUCAUCGGACAGACCUAUACUCUCUUGGCAUUUUAUUUUGGACUCUUUUGGUGGGUAGAGGACAAAUGCCAUUUGAAGGGGGCGCGCUGGAGUUGCUGCACUCUAUUGUGCAGAAGCGCCCUAUGCCCGUCCAUGAAGUCAGACGUGACGUCCCUCAAGUUCUAGCCAAUGUGAUCGAUAAAGUUUGUCAUCUUUGGCUCACAAGAUAUCAAAAAUCUCAUGGCAGGGCACAGCUUUUAUCUAAAAGUCCAGAUUCAAGAUACCAGAGUGCCUAUGGAUUGAAGGCCGACCUUUUAGAGUGUCAGCGCCGCCUUCUAGCGACAGUUUCCUCAACAUCUGGGGAGUCUGAGCUGAUUCCGUCAUUCGAAAUUGCAUUGCAAGACAGAUUCAUGGAAUUUACCAUGCCGAUUUCUUUGUUUGGGCGUGACAAAGAGUUGGAAGUCAUUCGGAACGUUAUCCGAAAUACGUCGACAAGUUUUUCUAGACACCAUUCAGCAUCUAAGGAUCAAGUUGCAGUAACGACAGCAACCAAAAAGGAUACCCCAGAGGAUCGAUCAGAAUCUGCAUCUUCUCUCAGUGAUAUGCAAGGAGAUCACAAUCACUCGAUGGUCGUACCUUCGGGGCCCCUGGCGGCAGAUCAUGCUUCGUGGCCUUCAUCACACCGACGACUUCCAGGUACUUGGCGCAGUCGCAGCCGAGUCGCUCGUACUCAAGCAGUGUUCGUUGUUGGACCUCCAGGCGUUGGGAAGAGCUCCAUGAUUCUUGCGAAUCAAGCCAAGUGGCGAUCGCAUGGACUUUGGGGGCAGGCCAAGUUUCAGGGCGCGGAAUCUGCCCCCUUUUCGGCCCUAUUGGGAUGUUUAUCUUCCGUGCUUCGCCAACUGAUGGUCUUUCACACUGAUCUGCAUCGAUUUGUCACCGGGCUCCGUGACCGCCUUGGACCACAGCUUCAAAAUAUCCCGCUCCUCUACCAGGGGACUCCGGAGCUCAAAGACGUUUUAACUUUGUUCGACAUAAUUUUAGAUACUCCCCCUGAACCUCUCAACACACAGGACCUAAGGGCGCGGUUUCAGUCGCUCGUUGAGGGCGUUUUUUCCGUCAUUGCGGAGACUCGAUUGUUUGCGCUUUUCCUUGACGAUCUUCACGAAGCCGAUGAAUCGACCCUGGAUCUUCUCUCGACCUUGUUAAACUCGAGAAGCCGGAUGCUUAUUUUUGCCACACUGCGCUCUGACAAGACGGAAGUUGUUGAUCGAGUCCGGUCCAUGUUCACAAGCAGGUCGCGCCCAACAUGGAUAACAAUGGAACCGCUAUCUUAUUCCGCGAUUUCCUCCCUCAUCUCUAAAACUCUGCAUAGGACGAAAGAAGAUUGUUCUCCAUUAUCUCGUUUCAUUUAUGCGUCUUCUUCUGGCAAUGCAUUUUCAGCGCGAAGUAUCUUAACGACUCUUCAACGACAACAUCAUAUUACAUUUGACUGGGACCGUAAUCAUUGGGUAUAUAAUAUGGCGGAAAUUGAAGGCAGUCUGGCCAAUCAAAUGGUGUCUGAUCCAACUGAUCUGUCCUUUUUGAUCUCCCGCAUGAGAGAAUUACCAGAGGAGGCGAGGAAAUACCUCACGUGGGCCGCCUUCUUCGGCGAGACAUUUAAGGUCACUGAAGUAGCCUUGAUGAUGGACUGGGAAGACUCAAGUGGUAGCAGCAGCGAAGAAGAAGUGGAGGACAUGUGGAACCUCCACAAAGCUGUCUCUAAUUUUCGCGAUCAAGGCUCCACAAACACUCGUGGAUCAAUGCGCGGGCUUCAACUUGCCUUGUCGGAGGGGUGGCUUAUCCAACGUGCAAGGGACAUGUGUAGCUUUUCUCAUGAUAGAUAUAGGCAAGCUGCUCAGGCUGAAGCUGAUGCGUUGCCAGAGAGUUCAAUUGCAAAGAUGUCUUUCAGGAUUAUUCUAAUGAUGUUGCACGAGAUACCAAUAGACAUUUAUCGCGUUGCUGAACACGCUGAACGGUGUCUUCCACUCUUGCAUGAGCAUCCAAAACGAGAGGAACUCUUGGAUGUGCUCGUUGAUGCAGGCGACUCGGCUUGGGCCAGAGGUGCUCAUGAGCUUGCCAUCCGAUCUUUUAUCAGUGCAAGGACGCUUCUACGAGCGGACCCAUGGUCGGAUAACCCGUUCCGAACAAUAAGUCUGUUGAAGAAACUUGCUGCCUUGUUUACGUGGAAAGGGAAGCUGGAACAAUCUGAUGAAAUAAUUCGCGAAUGCUUUGAGCACGCAAUACAGCCAGAGGACAAAGGCGAUAUCCUUCGUCUACGCUCUCGUAACCAUUGGUUGCGCAAUAACCACGCGCAAGCUUUCGAUGAUACGCUCUUGGCUCUCCAAGUUUUAGGCAUUGAUAUCAAUCGCUCACCUACUAGAAGGCAGGCAGACUUUAUGUUCGAGCAAGUAAAAAAUGAAAUCAUGGCCGUGGGCUUUGAUGAAAUUCUCUUGAUUCCACGGACAACGGAUAAGAAGACCGAACUUGCAGUGACGUUGUUGAAUGAUGCUGGCACAAAUGCCUACUGGAGUCCUUCGCCGUCCUGUUUUGUAGACGUUGUUGGGUUGACUACUAUCCAAUUGGCGUUACGAUCUGGGAUGUCUGCUGGCACAGCGCUUGGUUUUUUCUGGGCUUUGGGAGUCGCCGCAGAAAGGCGGGAGAUGUACCGAUUCUCUGUGGACCUCGGAAAACUGGCUCUACGCAUUGCUGACCGUCAUGGAAGCUCGGGAGAAAAGUGUCGUGCCCAAGUUCUCUUCUGUGGAUUGGUGUCCGGGUUUGACAGUGCGCAUAUCCGAGGAGUUCUUCCCCGAUUGGAGGAGGCUGUCAAACAUGGCAAUGGUGCUGGCGAUCGUAUUUACACAAGUUUUGCCAGUAUUCAUAUCAUUGCGACCAAAUUGUACCUGUGCGAACAUCUCAACGAACUUGUGAUUGCUGCACAAGAGUGUGUAAAUGACGUUAGGUUAACGUUGCCUAUGGGUGAACCUAUGAUUCUUGCUAUGGGUCUUCUCAAUUGCUUACGUGCGUUGGGAGGGUUUACGAAACCACGAUCUGCACAAACUAUUUUUGAUACCGAUUCUUUCGUGGAGAGCGAAUUCCUCCAAGAGCUACAUAAGACAUCAGGAAAUGUUCCAUUGGCCCUUAAUUGUUACUUUUCGCUAGGAUUUGUCGAGGAAGCUGCUUCCCUUGGGUUCAGCAUCUACAACACAAGGAAUGGACACCCUAAUCACAGACAUGUUCGCUACGCACUCUUCUUCCAUAGUCUAGCAAUGAUUGCAUGCAUAAGAAAAGGAGGACUUCCGGAUACUCAGUCGUCUGCAUACCUGGCACAAGUCAAUGUUAAUCAAGCAUAUAUCAGAAAAUGGUUAUCAUCAAGUCCAGUCAAUUGUGCUGCGUGGGUUGCCCUCGUGGAGGCCGAGUUGGCAGCAUUGCUGGGGCGGGCCGAAGCAUUCAAACGUUAUGACGUGGCUGUAACGCUUGCUGUUGACGAUGAUUGGCUUCUAGAGGAAGGUUGGGCAUUGUAUCUUCAAGGCUCGCACUUCAUUCGUUGUGGUGUGGAAGGUCUUGGAAGCGAACUCCAGCGACAGGGAAUUGCGCGUCAAUCACAAUGGGGCGCCCAAGGGAUAGUAAAUUAUCUUACAACAGAUGCUGGUCUGAAAUCUCAACACCCCUUGAAGAGGCCUCUCUUCUCUUCUGAUGUUGGCGUCCAGACGGAAGUCAUCGCUGGCGAGGCGGGUUCGCCAAGACACACGUACAAUAUGGAUGUCCAAGACGACCAAGAAUCUACUCUCAGUGCUGCUGACCUUGCAUCAAUUUUAAAAUGGAGCAAGGACAUAUCAAGUGAUAUAAAUUUAUCUUCAGGUUUAUUCUUAUAUCCUUCUGUUGUUGCGCGUCUAACGGGUGGACUCGGCAUAGCCUUGCAGAGACUAACUGAGAUCGCUGCUGAAACGUCUGGCUCUCAAAAGACCUGCGUUGUCAUCGCCCGCGAAGCUGGGGACUACACCGUCGCAACAAGCAUGAUUCCUCCAGAGCCAUGUCAAGUUCAUGAGAAUCCAAAACCUAUCCGAGCAAUUGGUGAUCCACUCCAAAAAGCUAUCAUACAACAUACACUGAACUCGAAGGAGCGUAUAUACUACGCAGACGCAGCACUCGACUCGCGUUUUUCGUCUGAAGCUGGUCAAACCGCCCAUCGCUCCGUCAUAUGCCUCCCGAUUUUCAGCAAUCGUGGACAAACAUUUGGCGCUGUUUAUUUCGCCUCGAAAUAUCCUUUCUCACAAAACACAGUGACGAUACUUACGUUAUUAUGCCAACAAGCUAGUAUCAGCAUUGCAAAUGCUCUGUUAUUUCGUUCAGUGCAAGCGGGGACAAGGGAGAAUUUGAAAAUGAUCGCCGCUCAACGGGAAGCUCUAGAAGCUGCUCGUAAAAGCCGCGAAGAUGCUUUGAAGGCUACAAAAAUCAAAAGUAAUUUUUUGGCAUCCAUGAGCCACGAACUCAGAACCCCGUUCAGCUCGUUUUAUGGUUUGCUUGACCUCCUGAGCGGUACGGAACUGAAUCCCGGACAAAGCGAGAUCGUACAAACUGCGAAGCAGUCGUGCGAAUUAUUGUUGAAGAUUAUCGACUCUAUCUUGGACUACAGCAAAUUAGAGGCAUCAGGUGGGCCAUGCCUAGCCAAGCGGCUUUUCAGUCGAGAAUAUUAUAGCUGUUCGUUGGGUAUCGCUCCUUUCGUUUUCCGUGCUCACCAUAUAAUCCAGGACUGUAUGGAGCUGUUGCUCCCGAUGGCGGCGAAGAAACUGGACCUUUCCUUCAAUAUCGAACCCAACGUUCCACCAUGGGUAUUCGCCGACUACGCACGAAUCCGUCAAGUUCGUUGCGCUGAUAUGUUUAUCACGGAAGUUCUUAUGAACUUGAUUGGAAAUGCUGUCAAGUUCACUGCCAGUGGCUUUGUUCGCGUCAUCUGUUCCAUUGGGCAUGGACCUAACUCUACAGACGCCGGCGUCCAUCUUAAAUUUGAUAUUCAGGAUACGGGCAUAGGCCUUUCCGCGAGUGACGUUGAUCUCUUGUUUGUUCCAUUCCAGCAGGCAGACAAUUCAUCCACUCGUCGGUUUGGUGGUACCGGAUUGGGCUUAUCAAUUUCGCGGCAGCUUGUCAAACUGAUGGGUGGUGCCAUCGGUGUCCACUCUGAGCUCAACGUCGGGUCCAUGUUUUGGUUUACGAUUCCCGUUAGCAUAUACGAUUCUGAAGAAUCUCGAAAGGUGUGUACCCAAACCACUGCCGACAAUGAUAGAGAAACCGAGAUUAGCUUGAAAAAGUCAGCUCAGGAUAUCCAGAAACUCAAAUCAGCCUUAGCUCCCCUCCAGAUUCUUGUCUCUUCGGCCUCUGAAGCAACACUCGCCCUUCUGAAUACUAUGCUUGAGGGGUUCAACGUUGAUCUCGUUUCGUCCGUCGAAGACGCGAAAGCAUACUUGAACACUUACCCCGCGUCCAAAAGAGCUCUUGACUUCAUUAUUCUUGACGAACAAUCAGAAACUCACAUGGAAGAUUUGGUUCGGUACCUUCAGUCAUUUCGUAGUGGCCCCACCCAGGGAACCAAAGUGCUUCACAUAUAUACUCCGACCACAAGCCGUCCGGGUUACCCCGUCUUUGGAAAUAGCGGCACAUCCGGUGUAGUCAAGUUGACCAAACCUCCACGAAAAGUCCGGCUCCUGCAAACUCUCGCUUCCUUGAAAGACCUACCGAUCUCCUUCACUCAGCCAACGUCCAUCAGUCAGGCAACGGAAGAUUUAGCAGCCGUUCAACAAUCGCUUUUCGGAAACGUCCUUAUCGCUGAAGACAACCCUAUAGCGCAAAGCCUAUUGGUAAAGCAGCUCGAGCGCUAUAACCUCAAUGUAACUGCUACGAAUAAUGGCGAGGAAGCAAUUGCAGCAUGGGAGGCUCACAACCCAGGCUACUUUAGCGUGGCCCUGUUUGACCAUCAUAUGCCAAUAUGCGAUGGUGUCGAGGCCGCGAAACGGCUCCGUUCACUGGAAGCCAAGUGCAAAACUCCUUACACACUUCCCAUUGUAGCACUCAGUGCGGAUUGCCAAGACUCGACCAAGAAACUUUGUUUGAGUGCUGGUAUGAAUAGCUUUUUCAGCAAACCAUUGAGAAAAGGUGAGGAAAGGGACUCGUUAUCCUCCGCUGGUCGCCUUUGA
This is a messenger RNA of Laccaria bicolor S238N-H82, 7017 nucleotides long. RefSeq lists its product as uncharacterized. The record is from RefSeq and is a predicted model, not a curated record. Gene Ontology annotation, biological process: protein phosphorylation; phosphorelay signal transduction system. Lineage: Eukaryota; Fungi; Basidiomycota; Agaricomycetes; Agaricales; Hydnangiaceae. Gene Ontology annotation, molecular function: phosphorelay sensor kinase activity; protein binding; ATP binding. The transcript is spliced from 57 exons. Bases 1 to 7017 code for a protein of 2338 amino acids.